This is a messenger RNA of Botrytis deweyae, 967 nucleotides long. RefSeq lists its product as uncharacterized. The coding region runs from base 30 to 344 and encodes 104 amino acids. Gene Ontology annotation, biological process: translation. The transcript has 3 exons. Gene Ontology annotation, cellular component: mitochondrial large ribosomal subunit. Gene Ontology annotation, molecular function: structural constituent of ribosome. Lineage: Eukaryota; Fungi; Ascomycota; Leotiomycetes; Helotiales; Sclerotiniaceae. The record is from RefSeq and is a predicted model, not a curated record.
AAGUAAACUCCUAAACAUCAAUCGCAAUCAUGCAGCCCACACAAUGCCUAAUGAAACGGGUAGCCCGACAUGCUCUGAGUACGAAGAAAGCAAAUAAAGGGUUCUACAAGGGUACUGGAAGUGGUUCAACCGGUCGACAUACACAACAUGGAGGGUACAUAAUCGAGUGGGAUAAAGUCAGGACAUACGUUGUGCCGCCAAAUCUUAAGGAGUGUAAACUUACACCAUUUGUCACAAAAAAGAUAUUGCCGCCGAGAGGAAGAUUCGAAAAUGAUCCCAAAGGUGCUUUCAGUGGAGAAGCAUACCUGCGGAAGUGGAAGGACAUUUCGGAUGGAAUGACAUAAAUAAUUGGUGUGAAAUGGGUUUAUGGGAAAACGGCGUUGACAAUUGUAUCAAAAAAUGUAUCAAAACGAUAACAUGAAUAUCAUACCCCUCGGAUUGAAACCUGGAGCGUGAGAUGAAGUUGCGCAUGUUCAUAGUAUCUGAAAAUCGGGCGUAUACUGUGAAGUGGACAUACUUGAUAAUACUGGCCAGCUCAAAUUGAGCAGCCAAGUUGUUCAUUGGUUAUUGUAAUGAACGCUGUGAUUGGCAUGCGAUGUUAUCUCUGUAUAUGGGCUUCCGUUGUCGAAAUCUAUUCUAAAGCAGGACGUAUUCACGAAAUCUUAUUUUGUUUUUCAAGCCGAACUACUUAUGAGAUACGCCAGGGUUCUCAGUGGAACAUGAAUUCAGUAUUAACUUAUUUGUCUUCUGGGAGUGCUAAACCAAGGAGUUGCCCAGGUACUUGAAGUUCAUUAAAUGCCCUCUUUUUGGUUGAAGUGCAAUUAUGUCUCCAAAUCCAUCCCUCAACAUGCUUGCAAUAUGGAGGUGUUUCAAGGGGGAUUGGUCUCCCCCCUCCUGUCGGAUUUCAUCUCUCGACAUUGUAUACUCUCCUCAAUAAGACCUUACGGUUUUCUACUCGUACUGCAAU